Messenger RNA from Aspergillus novofumigatus IBT 16806, 627 nucleotides. Its product is annotated as beta galactosidase jelly roll domain-containing protein. The record is from RefSeq and is a predicted model, not a curated record. The transcript is spliced from 3 exons. Lineage: Eukaryota; Fungi; Ascomycota; Eurotiomycetes; Eurotiales; Aspergillaceae. The coding region runs from base 1 to 627 and encodes 208 amino acids.
AUGUGUGAAUUAUACGGGGUGACCCAACUACAUCAGACAACCUCGCUCAGGGAUCGUGACAACGUUCUACCAGUGGUCACGGAUUAUACCGGCCAUGAUCAGAACAACGUGGGGUCAAAGGGGACACAAAAUCCGCGGGGGAUCCUGGGCGCCACAUUGAUUGGAGAGGGCAACUUCACAUCUUGGCGCAUUCAGGGCAACGCAGGCGGCGAGAAGAACAUUGACGCCGUCCUUGGCCUGAUGAACGAGGGUGGACUGUAUGGCCCCAAAUCCGCGUCAAAGAGCAGCCCUUUAGACGGGGUGUCCGGAGCUGAGGGUUGUCUCUACCCGACCACGUUCAAAUUGAAGCUCGAUAAAGAUCUGGAUGUCCCCAUCGGGCUCCAGCUGGGUGCCCUCGAAGGCGCACAGACGGUAGUCCAGGUCUUCAUGAACGGAUAUCAGUUUGGCCAUUACCUCACCUCUUUCCCUUCCCGCCAGAACACGCUGGCGAUCAGCAUGUGGGCGUUGACUGAUGCAGGAGCGAAGCUGGACAAGGUGGAGCUGGUGGCGUAUGGAAAGUAUCGCAGUGGGCUCGACUUCAAUCAGGACUGGAGUUAUCUGCAGCCGGGCUGGAAAGACCGAAGCUAG